Fomitiporia mediterranea MF3/22 is the source of this 3328-nucleotide messenger RNA. RefSeq names its product P-loop containing nucleoside triphosphate hydrolase protein. Gene Ontology annotation, molecular function: GTP binding; GTPase activity; ribosome binding. Gene Ontology annotation, biological process: cytosolic ribosome assembly. The coding region runs from base 27 to 3257 and encodes 1076 amino acids. The record is from RefSeq and is a predicted model, not a curated record. Gene Ontology annotation, cellular component: cytosol; ribonucleoprotein complex. NCBI's taxonomy places the organism in Eukaryota, Fungi, Basidiomycota, Agaricomycetes, Hymenochaetales, Hymenochaetaceae. The transcript has 12 exons.
CCUCCCAAUCCGCAUAGGAAAACACGAUGUCUUCAGCACUUGCUGAAGACGUGCGUGUAAUAACGACUAUCGGUCAUGUCGAUCAUGGCAAGACCACGUUUGUUGACUACCUCCUUGCUGCGAACAACAUAAUAUCAUCACGAAUGGCGGGAAAGAUUAGAUAUCUAGACAGUAGAGAAGACGAACAGCAGCGCGGGAUAACUAUGGAGAGUAGUGCUGUAUCACUUAGAUUCAAGGUAGCAGAGAAGACGGAAGAGGGCGAAAGCGUUCAGAAGACUUAUGUUAUUAACUUGAUUGACACGCCUGGACAUGUCGACUUUUCGAGUGAAGUAUCAACUGCGUCGAGAUUGUGCGAUGGUGCACUUCUCUUGGUUGAUGUCGUCGAAGGUGUUUGUACUCAGACAAUAUCCGUACUUCGUCAAGCAUGGCUAGACAGAGUCCGACCUAUACUUGUAUUGAACAAAUGCGAUAGACUAAUAACCGAGCUAAAGCAUACUCCAGUAGAAGCAUACCACCAUCUCAGUCAAGUGAUCGAGCAAGUUAACGCGGUCAUGGGCUCACUUUUCGCCGGCGAGCGCAUGGAGGACGACUUACGAUGGCGUGAGGAACGUGAGAAGCGUCUUGCACAGCGGAGAGACAAUCAAGCGAAUCAUGCUGAUGCUGGUUCGGUGGACGCAGAAAGUAUGGAUGGUGCAAACGCGGAAUUUCAAGAGAAGGACGACGAGGAUAUUUAUUUUGCACCUGAACGAGGAAACGUCGUGUUUGCAUCUGCGAUUGACGGAUGGGGUUUCCGAAUUGGCAAAUUCGCUCAGCUAUAUGCUGCGAAAUUAGGAAUGAAGGAGGCAAAUCUGAGACGAGUACUCUGGGGUGAUUAUUAUUUAGACCCAAAGACGAAGAGGGUUAUUGGACAUAAGCAUCUCAAGGGGCGUGCGUUGAAGCCACUCUUCGUGCAAUUUGUGUUGGAGAAUAUUUGGGCUGUUUAUGAAGGAGUAGUUCGCAACCCGAAUCCGGAAAAGGUCUCCAAAAUUAUCACUGCUUUGAAUCUAAAAAUCCCGCCCCGGGAUUUGAAAUCAAAAGACCCUCGAUAUCUGCUUUCCCUUAUCUUUAACCAAUGGCUCUCUCUUUCGACGUGUACCAUCCAAACCGUCAUUGAUAUUAUUCCGGCUCCAUCACAAGCGCAGACCACUCGCAUGCCGAAGAUGCUGUACCCAGAUUUGCAUCAACCAACUGUAGAACCGAAGAACAAACUUGAACGUGACCUCUUCUCGUGCAGCUCGAACCCAGACGCAGCUAUCGUGGCAUAUGUUAGCAAGAUGUUUGCAGUGACUGCGAAGGACUUGCCGGAGAAUAGGCGGAAACCGCUCACUGCGGAGGAAAUGCGUCAGAGGGGUCGAGAGCUUAGACACGGCAAGGAUACUUCGGAAAGUGCACUUGGCAAUGGAGAUGUAGAGAACGGACAGGCACUUGCGGAUAUGCAACUUUCAGAGCAGCCUUCCGCAUCACCGGGGCCAGCUGGAGAAGAGCGAUCUGUCCUGCUCGGAUUUGCACGUCUAUACUCAGGUCUCCUACGUACCGGCUCAUCGAUAUACUGCGUGUUACCGAAAUAUAACGAAAGCUUGGGUCCAUCCCAUCCGAGGAAUGUCAAUCAUAUCCUGAAGGCCAAGGUUGAGGCUCUUUACAUCAUGAUGGGGAGAGAACUAGAGAUAGUAGAUGCUGUUAGGGCCGGCAACGUCUUUGCGCUGCGAGGAUUAGAGGGAAAGGUCUGGCGACAUGCGACAUUAUGCGCUCCCAACGCAGAAACCCCUCCUACAGAUGACUUUGCAGUUGAUAGAGCUUGUCUUAUCAAUCUUGGCGGUAUUGUUCGGCAGACCUCUCCGAUCGUCCGGGUCGCUUUAGAACCUACGGAACCAGCGAAUCUCCCUAAGCUUGUUGAGGGGUUAAGAAUACUCAACCAAGCUGACCCUGCUGUCGAGACUUUCCAGCAACAAACGGGGGAGCACGUUAUCCUGACAGCAGGAGAACUUCAUCUUGAGCGGUGCCUGAAGGAUCUGCGCGAACGAUUUGCGAAGGUUGAUAUCCAGCCGUCAGAGCCUAUUGUGCCUUUCAGGGAAACGGCUGUAAGAGCUCCGGAUAUGACAAGUAUGAAAACCCCAGAUGUGCCCCGCGGGACUAUUCAGGGCUCUAGCGCACACUCUGUGGUCAAGUUCAAGAUACGCGCUGUCCCUCUUCCGAAACCGAUACUUGAGUUUAUUCAGGAUAACUUGCUUGUGUUGAGGAAGAUACUCCGUGAAAGGAAGUUGAAGGAACAAGCUGCGUUGGUGGAUUCUAGUUUCUUACCGGAGGAUAAUGAUGAUGACCUGGCUGAGGGUGUAAAUAUUCAUGGUGAUGUGUUCCGGAGGCCGACAGUCAAACCUGACCAGUUUUGGACCGCUCUUGAAGCUGUGUGCAAGAAAGUCGGUUCCGAGUGGCAAAAUAUUGUAGACAAUAUCUGGGCAUUUGGCCCUCAGACAGCUGGCGGAUGUGUUUUGAUUGACUCACGCAAAGACAGCCCAGCUACUUCUUUAAGGAGACGUUUACAACGCACACAAACUACCGAGCCCGUCGCCGGGAGAAGUAGAUUGCUCCAGGAUGCUGAGAGUAGCGUGGAGACUGGGUUUCAGAUCGCUACCUUUAGAGGCCCUCUGUGUGCCGAACCUGUUGAAGGCAUUGCAUACUUUGUUGAAAGCCUGCAAAUCGAUUCCCAGGCAAUAGAGUACGAGAACCCUCAAGUGAUUGGAUCAUUGAUAUCUGCCGUCCAGGACGCCUGCCGGUCAGGGUUGCUAGACUGGAGUCCGAGGCUGAUGCUUGCUAUGUAUACUUGUGAUAUUCAAGCUUCCACCGAUGUUCUGGGAAAGAUGUAUGGGGUGGUAGCAAAGCGACGCGGACGAAUUGUGUCCGAGGAAAUGAAGGAAGGCACGACGUUUUUCACUGUCAGGGCACUCCUGCCAGUUGUCGAGAGUUUCGGAUUUGCUGACGAGAUACGGAAACGUACAUCAGGAGCGGCGAGCCCUCAGCUGAUCUUUAGUGGGUAUGAGAUGCUGGACCAGGAUCCGUUCUGGGUGCCGACGACGGAGGAGGAGCUAGAAGAUCUUGGUGAGAAGGCCGACCGAGAGAAUAUAGCGAAGGGGUACAUGGAUCGGGUAAGGGAACGCAAGGGCCUGUUCGUGGACCGAAAGAUUGUAGAAUUUGCAGAGAAGCAACGCACGCUGAAGAGAUAAAAUUUCAUGUGGCAGUUUUCAUGGCCUAUUUGUGUAUACUAGUUACAUACUUAGAGAUGAAUGUAUUAUCU